CGCCCACCCCGCCCCAACCACACGCCCACCCCAUCCCGCCCCAACCCUACUUAGUAUUUUGAGCAAUUCUUUUGCUUCAAACGAAAACAUUAUCAGAAAUGCAAAUGAUCUGACCUUCUUGGUGUAAAAAUGGCGCAAAACGUUUUCAUGUCGGACUCGAGCGUUUGGAUUGAUCCCAUAUUAAAAUUGCGGUGAUCGAGUUUAAAAUAUAAAUUCAGCUUUGCAAGUGCAACAUUUCACUCGCGAACAUUGCAAAUUUCUGUUUGAACCACGAUGAAUUCCUUUGACAGUAAGUAAGGGUCAACUGCCUUUUUUUCCCUCACUGUUUUCCUCUCCCAAAUGGUACUGAUGGAUUCCACAAAAAUGUUUGACACUUUCGCUGCGUGCGGAACGCUCAUUUUAUGUAGAGAUCGAUAGUGAACCAGUCUAGUCCUUUCCAAUGGCCACCGCAUGGGGGCGCUACCAUAUAGGAACAAGUUACCUUCACGACAGCGACGCUUUUGCCGAACGAAGUCCAAAUUUCUGAUCAGAAAUCUGUCCCAAACAGUGUCUGACUGAGCCGUCACAGCAUGCACGUACAUGUAUGGAAGCCUAUAUCACCUUGGUUUUCUGCACUAGGCUUUCCCAUGCUCCCUUCCGGCUGAGCCCAAACUAUUUCUAGUUUGGCAGUGUUUGUCGGCUUGUUGUGAAACGAGACAGUCAUUUUCAUCUACCUAGCCUAGUGUGUCUGGCUUUGAUAAAAAAAAAAAGAUGCAGACAGUCUGACAAUAUCUCUUGUGUGAACACGCAAAAUUUUAAUGAUACAACUUUCAGGCUCACUGUAGAAUUCAUUUGUUUCUCUGUUGCUGCCCUUGUGAUUAUCCACAAUGAGCCCUGUACCAUCAAAAGCUUUUGACAAAAGAGAAAGAUGGAAUUCAGCUUCGUGAUGUUUAUACAUGAAUCAAAGAUUUCAGGCUGCGGAUGAGAUGAAAUAUGCCGUAGUACUCGUUGAAAACUGCAGCAAAGAUGGGCUGAAUUUAGCGACUGCUUGUCGAUUCUAUUCCAUCCGGUUCCGUCUUGUAUAAUCCAAUGUAAAAUGUCAUCAUCGUCGAAUGGUGGGCGUGGUUUGCCUUCCAUCAACUCUUCCCGCGGCCCCAGACCAAGCAAUGACAAGACCACGGAGAGGCGAUCAAAGAAUUUGCCUGGGAGAAGUUUGUCUCCUCAGAGGGGUGUUAACAUCUCACAGACAACACCAAGAGCCAAAAAGAAUCUCAGUUCCAGACUACCACCUCAACAAGAGUCACUCGGUGAAAACAGGCAUCGGCCGUCUAUCCACAACAGGACGGGCCGAAGCUUUUCCACUGGCAUCGAAGACGUCGAUCCGUCGAGAAAUUGGAAUUCAGAAGGAGGAAGACCAAAGAGAGAAAGGACAUUCAGUGAGAAAAGUAACUCCCGGAGGUUACUGCAGCGCUCCUCCAUCAAUUCUUCGGGAGAGCUGAUACCAUUUCAGCGAGCUCCCAGGGAUGGUAGUUAUGAAUCACACCUACCUGUUAGUAAAAAAACCACACCACAAAAUCUGACGAGACAAAGUAGCCUUUAUUCCUUAACAGAUCGCGAGGAGAGGCUCUCUGCUCGUUUACAAGAAAGUCCAGAGAGUAAUGAAGAGCAGAGCAACAACUCGUUGAUCGAGAAUGCAAGUAAAAGCCAGAGCCUGUCUUACGAUGAAAGGAAGAAACAGCGUGGCAAAGUAAAAGUUGCAAACAAAAGCAUAGACAGCAGGAGAGAAGGAUCAAGGAUUAUGAGAAAGAUGAGUAGCCAAGAAGUUGGUCAUGGGAUUAGGAAAGCCCCAUCAGAAAGCGCACCGAGAGGACGUGCCCAAAGUGAUGUGACGAGUCCGGGUUUACCGUCACUGAGGAAGACGGAACAAUCAACAAAUUAUAAAAGUGAAAAAGCUGAACAGAAUAAACCUGCUGGCAUACUGGUCCCUGGUCUUGAAGAAAAUAGAGAGAUAACAAAUUAUGUCGAAGAAAAUAACCUGGAACCAGACUUAAGGCCAGAUGAAUCCAGUAGUCAGUCUGUAGGAUCAUCUAAUGAACCGCCCAUCGAUAAUGUUUUUGACGAAGGUGACGUGACGUUGGCUGGUAAUGUCCAUGUCAUGUUGCCCUCUGCUGAGUUUAAAGCAGCAGCACAAUCGGAAGAUUCAACAAGCACUGUCACAAAUUCUGCCAAUCAUACUGUGCUUCAAAAUACAAGUGAAUCCAAUUUACCUGCAGGUUGUGAUGAGUCUGACAUCAGAAUCAACGAGCAACUCAGUGGGAGUCAGCAGCCGAACAGUGUCAUCCGUCGACGAUUGAACUCUGUUGGAACAGGGGACACUAGUCAAAUUCAGUCAAGUCAAGUUUUGGUAUCGCCAUCGGUGUUGAGUAAUAGACAGAGCUCAAGAAGUCAAAAUGUUUCCCACAGCGAUGAUCAUGCUUCAUCUGGUGAACGUCCUGAGUUGUCAACUGAGAGUGGGUCAGUCAAUCAACAGCAGCCUUCUCCAGGAGUUACUGAUAACACUGUUAGUCCAAGGUCAAUGCUUGCACAACCUCCUCCAAUCAGCAACUCCACACCCUCAGCUGGCUCAACCUCGCAGCAAGCUAGACUCAACCGUUUUGGUCGGAGGAUAAGAAUACCAUCAUCAGACUCGGUAGUCACUGGAGAAAGCAACCAACCAGACGAACAGGAAGCUCGGACUGUUUCUGAGCAAUCAGCGGAGGAACAAUUCGAAGGAACAAAUCGCCAAAGAUACCAAUUCUUCUCGCUAUCAAGGGACAUAUCUGGGACCGAUCGGGAGAUCCAGAUACCCAUUACCCCAAAUCGAGACCUCCUCUAUGGUCAACCGCCUUCACCACCUCUUCUCAGAAGACACCACAGAACCCACUUUGGCUCAGGCACAUCGAACUUGCGACAGUCCUCUGAAGAACAAGGAACGUCAACCAGCAUUCAAAGUAGUCUUGGGUCUUCAAUCAGCAAUGAUGACCUUGAUUUACAUGAAGACUCGUUCCGCACUGCAUCAGGCACCGCGGCAAACUUCGCUCCUCUGCUCCACUCCGGACCAGUGCUAGACAGCUCCUCAUCAACACCUCAUCAAAGAGGGAGGUUGCAUGAAGUAGGUCCUACCUCAAGCAUGGCAACUCUUGGCAGCUUUAGCUCCAGUAACAGCAACUCUCCGAGACAGCUCCAUCUACAGUCCUCUGCUCAAUCUAUUGACAAUGUCUCUGACAUUGAGAGAUCCUCGGACUAUGAUCAGGACAACUUGACGUUUUCGGUGGAGGAGGGACGUCUCAGCCGGGAUGCAAGGAGGAGGUAUCAAAGCGAUCGCAGUGAAGCUAUCCCACGCUUGCUGUCUCAGAGAGGUCGUCAGCCACCGAGGGAACUAUCUAGAGGGGCAGAAGUCAUGGAGGAUGUGUUUGGAUCAUCUCGGGACGGCAUUUCUCAAAGGGGCUCCAAUGAAUCUCCUCUGAGAGACGCUACCCUGGAGCUUCAGAUCCCUCUGCUGAGCUCCCCGCUCUUCUCCCCACUCGGCAUCGCCCCAGGAAUGCUCCUCAGUCUCCUCAUCAGGACACGCAGAGAGUUUGGUCAAGAGUUCAUGGAACUUCUCCUUGAGAACAUGAUGCUGAAUGUCUUGGCCCAUCAUCUCUUUGUGGGCGAUCAAGGAGGCAAUGAAGAUGGCAUCACCGGUGCACCGCCUCCGGCGACCCAAGAUAUCAUCGAUAAUCUCAACGAGAUACCAGCGCUAGAAUCACACAUAGAAAAGGAGAUGAAAUGUGCCAUAUGUCACAGCGAGUACGAGCUGUAUGAGACACUAUCUGAGCUACCUUGCCAGCACUUCUUUCAUCCUACGUGUGUGGCAAUCUGGCUUAAGAAGUCGGGAACCUGCCCUGUUUGUCGUUUCCAAUUGCUGUCGCCUGCUCGUUAGUAAUUGCAGGAGAUGCUAGGCUUCUCAUUGCCAUGGCAACAAAGAUAAGUCAUUAGUGUCUUUUUCAUUAGGGAUUGAACAUCCUGUAUAUGCUCUUAUGGGGCACCGGGAACGUAGUAAAGAAAAAGUAACAACAGGGACGAUGGGACCUCGCAAGUCAGUCUUAUGAAAUCUAAGUAGCCCACAAGGGAAACGCUAUGGAGUUUGAGAUUUCAGUAGAAACAAAGGAGAACAAUACAGGGUGAGUUAAAAAAAAAAACGAAACCCAAAUGUCGGGACCAUUGUUUUAGUGAAGUUCUGCAUGUAGCA
Molecule: messenger RNA, 4249 nt
Organism: Patiria miniata (bat star)
Lineage: Eukaryota; Metazoa; Echinodermata; Asteroidea; Valvatida; Asterinidae
Product: E3 ubiquitin-protein ligase Praja-2-like
Exons: 6
Coding region: 1076-3940 (954 amino acids)
Biological process (GO): protein ubiquitination; ubiquitin-dependent protein catabolic process; positive regulation of DNA-templated transcription
Cellular component (GO): nucleoplasm; cytoplasm
Molecular function (GO): ubiquitin protein ligase activity
Source: RefSeq, a predicted model, not a curated record